AUGCUUUCGGCUGCAGGAUUGUCUGGUGGAGUUACAAAUGGAAAAUCGAAAACUCUGGGUCUUGCACCAGGUAGAGUUAGGUCUGUUCUUCAGCCUCCGCCAAAUGACCCUACUGCUGCUGCUAAGACUUCUGUCAAGGGAGCCAAGGAAAAUGCAAGGCACUCGACUAUUGCUUUUUCAGAUCUCUCUCAACUUGACAAUCUUCAUUUUUAUGUCAUCAAGGAAUCUUCCUUCUACUGCUGGCUGGGUGAAAUUUUGACAGACAACACAUGGAUUGAUCUUGUUUUGUAUGGUGGAUCUCCGUGUUCGCUGUUGUACUAG
Fraxinus pennsylvanica is the source of this 321-nucleotide messenger RNA. The record is from the annotation of a GenBank genome assembly. NCBI's taxonomy places the organism in Eukaryota, Viridiplantae, Streptophyta, Magnoliopsida, Lamiales, Oleaceae.